Molecule: messenger RNA, 939 nt
Organism: Daucus carota subsp. sativus
Lineage: Eukaryota; Viridiplantae; Streptophyta; Magnoliopsida; Apiales; Apiaceae
Product: zinc finger BED domain-containing protein RICESLEEPER 2-like
Exons: 2
Coding region: 5-916 (303 amino acids)
Molecular function (GO): DNA binding; protein dimerization activity
Source: RefSeq, a predicted model, not a curated record
AAAAAUGUUUUUCCUUAUAUAUAGCACAUCUGAUCAGGGCUUUAAAGAGUAUGUACCAAGUGAGGAGGACUGGGAAAAAGUUGCAGGAGUGUGUUCCUUUCUUAAGGUAUUUUCUGAUGUCACUAAGGUUGUCUCUGGAACGGGGUAUUCAACAUCAAAUUUAUUUUUAUCAGAAAUAAGAAGAGUCAAGAAAAUAAUUGACAAAAAAGCCAUCGAUCCUAAUCUGCAUAUUCGAGAGAUGGCACGAAAAAUGGAAUUGAAGUUUGAAAAAUAUUGGGGGGAAACUAACUUGGUAAUGGCAAUUGGCGCUGUCAUGGAUCCGCGGUUUAAAAUGAAACUUCCAGCCUUUUGUUUUCCUAACCUAUAUCCAAUUGCAAGUGAUUCAGAAACAAAUUUGUCAUACUUAGGAAAUGCCUUGACUGAUUUGUAUUUAGAAUAUUGCAGGGAAGAAAAGGAUGCUAGCAAAGAAAAGAAUGAAUCUGAAAUAUCUUCUUCUGAUGCAAAUUUCAUGGCUGAACAUAGUGAAAUACCCCAGGGCAUUAAUGAUUACGAGAGUUUCAUUCGGGAAAGUGGCGGCAUUCUGGAGCCUACAAAGUCUGAACUAGAGGAUUACCUGAGUGAGAAAAUUGUAGCUCCAACUUCAAAGUUUGAUGUUCUUGCUUGGUGGAAAGGAAACUCAUCAAAGUUUUCAAUUCUGUCCAAAAUGGCAGCUGAUAUACUGAGUAUUCCUAUUAGCACAGUUGCGUCAGAGUCAACAUUUAGUGCAGGUAGUAGAGUGAUAGAACCGCAUCGCUCUUGUUUGAAACCCGAAACUGUUGAGGUGCUGCUGUGUGGAGCAGACUGGGUUCGUGAAUUGUAUGGAUUGAAAAAAGCUAAACAGGAGGAGGACAAGGAGAUUGUGAUACAUUUGGAUUAAACGACGAUAACAGGGUACUUAUU